This is a messenger RNA of Macrosteles quadrilineatus (aster leafhopper), 645 nucleotides long. RefSeq names its product proline-rich proteoglycan 2-like. The record is from RefSeq and is a predicted model, not a curated record. NCBI's taxonomy places the organism in Eukaryota, Metazoa, Arthropoda, Insecta, Hemiptera, Cicadellidae. The coding region runs from base 1 to 645 and encodes 214 amino acids. The transcript has a single exon.
AUGUUCCAGGCUCCUUCGGGAGGUAUCGAGGGAUCAAGUUGGUUCGAACAGAUGGCCUCAACUCUCAACCAACCUCCCAAGCCUGGCUUUCAGGAUCCUGGAGUGAAGAGUCCUUUCCAGCCGCAGCAGCCGAACAACCCGGUCGAAGAACCGAAUAUGGGCCAACCUCCUCAACCUGGUGUCCAACAACCUUCGCCAAACCAAGGCUUACCUCCAAGACAAUAUUCCCUGUUUGACCUUCUAUUCGGCCCAGCGUUCUCAGACCCCGAUUUCCCCCCUCAACCCCGAGGGUUUCAACCCCAAAACCAACCAACUGAUCCAAAGUCCCAGCCAGCUCAAGGGUUCGAAGUGAAACAGCCCGGAAUGGAAUCUCAAGGUUUUGGAUUUCAAAAUACUGGGUUCCAAACUCAGCAAGCUCAACAACCUCAUAAAGCUGACUUUCAACAACCUCCUAACCCUGAGUUUCAACAACCUCCUAACCCAGAGUUUCAGCAAACAAAUACAAACCAAGGUUUUCAACCGAAUCAAAACACCGGUUUCCAAGGACAGCCAGGCGUUGAGGGACGAAACCCUGCGUUUAACGACCCUAUGCAGUCUGAGAUGUCACUCUUUAACAACUUGUUAAGAAACUUCUUUAUGUGGUAA